This is a messenger RNA of Chenopodium quinoa (quinoa), 1992 nucleotides long. Its product is annotated as protein FAR1-RELATED SEQUENCE 5-like. The transcript is spliced from 4 exons. Gene Ontology annotation, biological process: regulation of DNA-templated transcription. The record is from RefSeq and is a predicted model, not a curated record. The coding region runs from base 1 to 1992 and encodes 663 amino acids. Gene Ontology annotation, molecular function: zinc ion binding. Lineage: Eukaryota; Viridiplantae; Streptophyta; Magnoliopsida; Caryophyllales; Amaranthaceae.
AUGUUUACCUAUUUCCAAAGUAUGGUUGAAGAUAACCCAAAUUUUUUUUACACUUAUCGAGUGGAUGAAGAGGGUAGGUUGAAGGAUGUAAUUUGGGUAGAUGCAAGGUGUCGCAUGGCAUACGAGGAGUUUGGCGAUGUAGUUUGUUUUGACUCCACCUACUUGACUAACGAGUAUAAGUUACCAUUUUGCAACUUUGUGGGAGUUAACCAUCAUGGCCAAACCAUUCUUUUCGGAUGCGCGCUUGUCAAUAGAGAGACCGCUGAGACUUUUGAGUGCGUGUUUAGCAAUUGGUUGCGUUGUAUGGAGAACAAAACCCCUGUUGCAAUACUUGCAGACCAGGACCCUUCCAUGAGGAAAGCGCUUAAGACUACAAUGAAAGGGACUACACACAGAUGGUGUAUUUGGCACAUUUUGCAAAAAAUUUCUACAAAACUAGGGAAGCAUCCGAAAUAUCCUGAGUUGAAGGAAGAGUUAGAGAGUGUUGUGUAUGAUAGUUUGGAUUGUGAAGAGUUUGAAAGACGGUGGCAAGAAGUGAUCAAGAAACACAAAUGUGAAAUGGACGAGUGGCUGGAAGGACCUGAUAUCUUGAUGCCUAAUUUUUCUACUGUUUGUCGCCUGUAUGAUGAACGUCAUAUGUGGAUACCUGCUUUCGUGAAGCAUCUGUUUUGGGCCGGCAUGAAAACAACCCAAAGGGUUGAGAGUAUACAUAGUUUCUUCGAUGGUUAUUUGAGCAGGCAUACAUUGCUUAGUGAAUUUGUGGAGAGAUAUUGUGAAGCUCUGGAGGUUAGAGCUAUUAGUGAGAAAAGAGCUGAUGACAACAAUUCCAGAUUUGUUAGGCAACCCAUGACAUCCUUCCCAGCUGAGUCUGUGUUUCGCAAAAUUUAUACCGAUGCCAAAUUCAAAGAAGUCCAAAGGGAGUGUAGUAGGCUGUUAUAUGUGACGGGUCUGGAGAAGAGGCAAUUAUCUGACACAAUGAUAGAACAUGUUCUUGAGGAUAUUGUUUGGUUCAAACCAAAGAAUUCAAGAAAAGAAGUUCCCUCGCAGAGGAAACGGGUGUACAAGGUUACAUACAAUAGAAGCACGAAAGAAGCAGAUUGUGAAUGCAGGUACUUUCAUUGCCAUGGUAUCAUGUGUCGCCAUAUGAUUAUGGUGUACCAAAUGAAUGAUUGUACAGAAAUUCCCGACAAGUACAUCCUUCGUCGUUGGCGGAAAGAUGUUAUUAGGAAGCACACUAGAGUGAAAGUGAAGUACCAUGAUCCGAGUAAGACGGAGGCAGUGUGUAGAUUUGAUAAGAUGAUGGUGAAGUUUUCUCCUAUUUGUUCUAAGGCAUCGAUUUGCAAGAGUGCCUUUGAUGUUGUGUUAAACGGUCUACAGUUGCUUGAUAUCCAAGUUGAAGAGAAACUGUCCAUGAUGAGCAGGAAUAGAUCUGAUCUUAUGGGGUGUAAUGGGACACCAUCCUCCGUGUGUUUGGAAAAGGAGGCUCCACCACCUAGUACUGAAAAGCAAGGCAGUUGUGCGAAGGACCUGUCUCUACAACUUGCUACCAUAAAGGACCCACCAAUUCUGAAGAAACCGUCUCACCGUACUACAGAUUCGAGGUACAAGACUUGUAUUGAAAAAUCGAAGAAACCGGGUAAGAAGAAACAAGUCACAGCCGCUGGUGGGGGUAGUCUUAACAACCCACAAUCCUCAUUUCCACAGGAACAACAUUCAUUUCCUAUGAUGGGUUACAGUCCACAUUGUGUUGGAGGCAUUCAAAUGAAAGAUAGGGAUGGGUCUUUGGGCUACUUCACUUCGUUGUCUGGAGUUCAGCGUCCUCCUUCUGUUGGGGCUGCUUUUUCUCCAACUCAAAGGCCCCUUUUUCCCCCAUAUUAUAUGGCGUUCCAACAGUUUUGUCAAAUGCAGGGAUUUCCGAUGCAAAUGGAUGGUUAUAUGUCGCCUAAUACGGCCAUGUCUCAGUUCCCGUACCAGCUCAGGCCUGCAAAUUGA